This is a messenger RNA of Phoenix dactylifera (date palm), 1410 nucleotides long. RefSeq names its product urease accessory protein G (gene UREG). Gene Ontology annotation, molecular function: GTPase activity; nickel cation binding. Gene Ontology annotation, biological process: urea catabolic process. Lineage: Eukaryota; Viridiplantae; Streptophyta; Magnoliopsida; Arecales; Arecaceae. The record is from RefSeq and is a predicted model, not a curated record.
GUUUUAUGUUUAUCAAGGAACCAGGAAAACAUCUAGCAAAAAAAAAAGAGAAGGAACAAAGAAAACAGUCCCGUACCGAAUCGUCUCUGCCACUCUGUUCAGUGGUCCGGCGGUCCGCUGGGCCUUACCGAUCCCGUCUCAAGAGCCUCACGGACGCGACGAUAUAGUUAUUUUCACUUUCUUCCCUAGGUCAACUUCUGCUCCUCCGAUUCUUCUUGUUUUCCGUUCUCGCUUGUCGCCGAGACCACCGCGUCAAACCUUUAGACGCCUCCAAAAUCCAUGGCGACCCAAGGACACCACCACCCACGACCACCACCAUGGCGAUCACCACCAUCAUCCUACCCACGAGGGAGGAGGGCACGAUGGGUCCGCGACGUCGUGCGUUGGCCCGGACGGAGGGUGUAUCACUCCCACGACGGGCUGGCCCCCCAUUUUCACGAGCCCAUCUACUCCCCGGGCUUCUUCAGCAAACGGGCGCCCCCCUCGCCGCCAGAGACUUCAAGGAGCGUGCCUUCACCGUCGGGAUCGGCGGCCCUGUCGGGACUGGGAAAACAGCUUUGAUGUUGGCACUUUGCCAUUUGUUACGCUACAAGUACAGUCUGGCUGCAGUAACAAAUGAUAUAUUCACAAAAGAGGAUGGAGAAUUCUUGGUUAAGCAUGGAGCACUUCCUGAGGAAAGGAUCCGUGCUGUUGAAACAGGAGGCUGCCCACAUGCUGCUAUACGUGAAGAUAUUAGUAUAAAUCUUGGCCCUCUUGAAGAGCUAUCUAAGUUAUACAGUGCAGACUUACUUCUAUGUGAAUCAGGAGGAGAUAAUUUAGCUGCUAACUUCAGCAGAGAGUUAGCAGACUAUAUAAUUUAUAUAAUUGAUGUUUCUGGUGGUGAUAAAAUACCUAGAAAAGGGGGUCCAGGAAUAACCCAAGCAGAUCUUCUGGUAAUAAACAAGACAGAUCUUGCACGUGCGGUUGGAGCUAACUUAGCUGUUAUGGAACGAGAUGCACUGCGAAUGCGGGAUGGAGGGCCCUUCGUUUUUGCUCAGGUGAAGCAUGGAGUCGGUGUAGAGGAAAUUAUGGAUCAUAUCUUACAAGCAUGGGAAGUAGUAACUGGUAAUAAACGUCGUUGACUUGAAGCUGUAUCUAUUCCUGAAUCAGGUGUUAUAACUCGGAGCAUACAGCUAUUGCAUGUCAGUGUUGGUUAGCUGCUUGUCGUGCUCUAUGAAGAGUCAUCGGGACACAAGUUUAGGUACUAAGUUUGGUAUAUUAAUGAAAUAAUGUUGUAAUAAGAGUGGUUAAUUUGUUUACAGUUAGCAAAUUGACUGCAAACUUGGUACCCAUACUCUAUUUUAUGCUCGCAUUCAUCAUGACAAUCUGCAUUGUUAUGUAAUGAUAGUCAUCCAUGGAUACUGCUGCAGA